AUGGCCUACAGCGUCCGCCUCGCCGCACUCUUCCUCACCGCACUCUCGGCCACCAACCCAACUCUGCUUGUCACCGGUGCGCCGACGGCCUCUCCGCCAUACACGUCGCCGCAUGAACUCCAGCAACAACAAGUGGACAACAUCAUCGACGCCCUGAUUGGCGCCGGCGACUUCGCGAGCUGGGCCAACAUGCUCUCCAACGCAGACCCCUCGUCGCUGCCGAUCACGGCCACCCUCUUCAUCCCCGGCGACAACGCCCUCACCCACCUUCCCUCCCCGCCACCCCUCAACUUCGACCCCUUCAUUUUCCCCUACCACAUCGUUCCCCAGCGCCUCACCUUCUCCGACCUCCAACUCUUCCCCAUAAACUCUCGCCUCCCCACACUCUUGCCCAACAGCUCCAUUCUCAUCACCAACAACUCUCUCUCCAACUUCACCCUCGACGCCUCUCUCCUCACCCAACCCGACCUCUACAUUACCACCGCCGUCUCCGUACAUGGCAUCGCCACCAUCCUCGACUACGCCGUCUACGGCAACGGCCGUCUUUCCUCGCCGGAGCCGCCUCCUUUGCCCCCCUCGCACGAUGUGCCUGCGCCGCCGGCACUGACUCAGCCGGAUGGAGAACUCAUGGGUCGCCGGAUAUCUGACGCGGCGUGCUUAUGCGCCGAGUUUCCCGUGGUUUUCUCGGUCCUGUGUGCUGCGCUUGCGCUCAAGAUGCAUCGAAACCCGCUGUCCCGUUGA
This is a messenger RNA of Malania oleifera, 741 nucleotides long. RefSeq names its product FAS1 domain-containing protein SELMODRAFT_448915-like. The record is from RefSeq and is a predicted model, not a curated record. The coding region runs from base 1 to 741 and encodes 246 amino acids. The transcript has a single exon. NCBI's taxonomy places the organism in Eukaryota, Viridiplantae, Streptophyta, Magnoliopsida, Santalales, Ximeniaceae.